GAAAAACUAUCUAAAUUCAUUUUAUUUUAUAAUUAAAGAAAGUUAACUUGAAACAAAUAUAAUAUCAACUGGAGGGUAAUAUUGGGCUCUCAAUAUGGCUGAAGCCCAUCAAGCCGUAGCUUUCUCAUUUGCCAUUACCCAUGAAGGUUUUGACAUCAAUUACGACCAAGAAGUCUUAAAUUUAGUAUGGAAUUCUGGUAUACGUUCUUGGAAGAAACGUUUAGCGCGAGCUAAUAAUGGCAUCCGAAAUGGCGUCUAUCCGGCUCAUAUACAAAGUUUAUGGGUGAUAACAGCCAUUGCUUUGGGCUUGCAUUUUGCCGGUCUACACGUACCUUUUAAUUUAGUUAAUCGUUUACUCAUAAAUUUUCCCUCGAAUACAAUAAAUUGGCAAAUAUUGGCCUGUUUUCUGGCCUCACUGUUCGUCUGGUUAUCAAUAUGUUUUACAAUGCGUUACACGCUAAAGCUGCUAUUAAUGUAUAAAGGCUGGAUGUAUGAAUCUCGAGCGCCGGGCAGUAAAGUAUCUUUACGAACGAAAUUAUGGGCCGGUGCUGUGAAAUUAUUCUCAAGUUGGAAUAAACCUGGUUUAUAUAGUUUUCAAGGUUCGCUGCCUAGAUUACCAGCGCCAUCUGUUCACGACACUAUGACACGGUAUUUACGAUCGGUGCGUCCAUUAUUGGAUGAUGAGAAAUAUAAAAAAAUGGAACGAUUAGCCAGUGAGUUUGAGCAUACAAUUGGUAAAAAGCUUCAAUGGUAUUUGAUAUUGAAAAGUUGGUGGUCCACGAAUUAUGUAUCGGAUUGGUGGGAGGAAUAUGUUUAUCUAAGAGGACGUAGUCCUUUAAUGAUUAAUAGCAACUUUUAUGGAACUGAUGCUAUAUUCAUGAAUUUGACGCAAAAUCAAGCGGCCCGGGCAGCUAAUGUUAUAUACCUAUUGUUAUGCUUUAGACGUUCGAUAGAAAGGCAAGAAAUGCAACCGAUAUUGAUUCAAGGCAUGAUUCCAUUGUGUUCUUGGCAAUAUGAACGCACUUUUAAUACGGUUCGAGUGCCCGGUUUAGAGACAGAUCGUAUUGUCCACUAUCGGGAUUCAAAUCAUGUUGUUGUCUUGCAUAAAGGUUGCUAUUACAAAGUGCCCAUAUAUCAUAAGGGUCGCUUGUUAAGACCCUGCGAAAUGCAAGUACAAAUAGAAGAAAUACUCAAGUCAACUGCUACGCCAAUGCCUGGAGAGAAAUAUUUGGCCGCUUUAACGGCUUGGGAUCGUUCUAAAUGGGCUGAGACACGUAACACUUAUUUCAUUCGAGGUCCUAAUCGCGUUUCCUUGAAUGCGAUUGAAACGGCCGCCUUCGUUGUGUCUUUGGAUGAAAAGCCCUACGAAUUCGAUUUGCAGCGUCCCGAGCUGCUCGAUGAAUUCGGUCGGACAUUAUUGCAUGGCAAUGGCUAUAAUCGUUGGUUUGAUAAAAGUUUUACCGUAUGCGUGGGUACGAAUGGACGAGUGGGUUUCAAUGCCGAACAUACUUGGGCUGAUGCUCCGGUGAUGGGUCACACUUGGGAAUAUAUAUUUGCUGAUGAUAUUGAUGGAUAUGAUGAGAAUGGUAACACCAAAGGCAUACCAGAAUUUCAACCGCCCUCACCUGUACAUCUUAGUUGGGCACUGGAACCGUGCUUGGAUCGCAUAGAGGAGGCAACUUUAGCAGCUGAUAAACUAAUAAGUGAUAUUGAUUUAAGAAUUUUGGUACACAAUCAAUAUGGUAAAGGAUUUAUGAAGAAAUGCCGCUUAUCACCAGAUGCUUAUAUACAAAUGGCUUUGCAGUUGGCUUAUUAUCGGGAUGCUGGGCGGUUCUCUUUAACCUAUGAAGCUUCAAUGACUCGUCUAUUCCGCGAAGGACGUACCGAAACAGUACGUCCAUGCACCAUAGAAUCGGCAGCUUGGGUCAAGGCAAUGGAUGAUACCACAAAAACGAUUGCUGAACGUGUGACCUUAUUAAAGGAAGCAUGCGAACGCCAUCAGUUGGGCUAUCAGGACGCGAUGUGUGGCAAUGGCAUUGAUCGACAUUUGUUUUGCUUAUAUGUGGUGUCCAAGUAUUUGGAAGUCGAUUCUCCCUUCCUCAAUGAGGUUUUAAGCGAACCUUGGCGUUUGUCCACUAGUCAAACUCCUCACGGGCAAACACCGAAAAUGGAUUUGAAAAAACAUCCUCAGUGCAUUAGUUCGGGCGGAGGUUUUGGACCCGUAGCUGAUGACGGUUACGGUGUUUCAUACAUUAUUGCCGGUGAAGACCUAAUAUUCUUUCACAUUUCCGCCAAAAAGUCAUGCGAAACAACUGAUGCACAUCGUUUCGCUGACAACAUUUGCAGAGCAUUGGCCGAUAUACGUGCUAUGUUUGAGUUGCAUAUGAAACAAAAUCCUACCGUUAGUAAAAAAACUGUGACCAAUGGUUCAUCCAGCAACACUGACUCGACAAAAUCGAAUUAAUGAAAUUUCUUAAGUUUUAAGUAAACUUGUUAUAACUGACUUUCGUCUAUUAUUGAAAUUAAUUGUUUAGCCUUUCAUCUCAAAUUAAUUUUCUUUUUCCCGGCAAUAAUUAAUGUUUAAGUUUACAAAAAUGAUAAUAAUGUAAGUUUUAAGUAUAACUAUAAGUAGCAUUCAAUUUUAUUUUUACUUACUUAAUCUAAGGAAACAUUAAAAGAAAACAUUUUUGUAGUUUAAUUUUUAAAAAUCGAAGAGCAAUCGCCCAUCUUCUUAGAAAUUGUUUAUAUAAUUGUUUCUGUUUUCAAUUUAUUUUUUUCCUUAAAAAAAAAUAC
Molecule: messenger RNA, 2793 nt
Organism: Glossina fuscipes
Lineage: Eukaryota; Metazoa; Arthropoda; Insecta; Diptera; Glossinidae
Gene: whd
Product: carnitine O-palmitoyltransferase 1, liver isoform
Biological process (GO): carnitine metabolic process; fatty acid metabolic process
Cellular component (GO): mitochondrion
Molecular function (GO): carnitine O-palmitoyltransferase activity
Source: RefSeq, a predicted model, not a curated record